UUACAGUAAGCUUUUUUUACGUCAAAAAGUCAGAAAACCUGAUAAAUUAGGAGAAGUCCAUUCCCCUCCAGAAGCCAGUUACUCUAAAGUUCGCCAUCACGUCGCUUCCAACGCUUUUCGGUCACAUUCUCAGACGCUACUGCGCGGUGAAAACGAAUCCCAGCAAGAUCAUGGUGGUCACACACAACGUAAAGGGAUACGAUGAGUUCUCCAAGAAGAUGGAGGAACUGGAGAACGGCAACGAGCCGGUCCAUGUCCUCUUCAGCGGCGGCAAGGACGAGAAUGGACAGAGCUGGUGUCCCUACUGCGUCAAAGCGGAGCCGGUGAUACACGAUGCGUUGAAGAAGGCCCCCGGCAACUCGCACUUUGUGCAUGUGGAUGUGGGCGAGCGGGCAUACUGGAAGGACUUGAACUGCCCCUUCCGCAAGGAUCCCAACACACAUCUGAUCUUCUUGCCCACUCUGCUGCGCUGGAAGCAGCCACAGCGCCUGGACGGCGAGCGCUGCUCCAACCAGGAUCUCGUCGAGAUGAUGUUCGAGGAUGAGGAUUAAGUCUUAUACUUUACAUACAUAUAUUUUGGAACUUAACUCAAGUUGGAAUACACAGAAGUCUAAACACAUGUAAUUAAAACGUCCCUCAGUAA
Drosophila yakuba is the source of this 643-nucleotide messenger RNA. Its product is annotated as thioredoxin domain-containing protein 17. NCBI's taxonomy places the organism in Eukaryota, Metazoa, Arthropoda, Insecta, Diptera, Drosophilidae. The transcript is spliced from 3 exons. The record is from RefSeq and is a predicted model, not a curated record. Gene Ontology annotation, cellular component: cytosol. Bases 171 to 551 code for a protein of 126 amino acids. Gene Ontology annotation, molecular function: protein-disulfide reductase [NAD(P)H] activity.